Molecule: messenger RNA, 1326 nt
Organism: Rotaria socialis
Lineage: Eukaryota; Metazoa; Rotifera; Eurotatoria; Philodinida; Philodinidae
Source: the annotation of a GenBank genome assembly
AUGAAGUCGAUACUUCGAAGUCAUUGGGAUGUCAAGUCAGAAUCUACUAACCAGAUAAACACUUCAUGGACUAAGAAAAAUGAUGAACCAAAUAAACAAGCGCCAGAGGGUGGCAAGCAAAAUAAAAGUUCUGAUAAAAGGUAUCAUCGCGCGGGUUUCUACUUCAAAUCUUGCCUAUAUGGAGCUGUUCCUGGCAUGCUUGUUGCAGGAAUUGUAUUAGCGAUUGCUAUCACAUUUUGGAUGAGCUCACCACAACAAACAUCAACAGAUGUAUCGACAACAAAUCCAACGAGAGCGCAACCCAGUACAACAGUACCGACAGUAGUAACAACAGUACCGACAGUGACUACAGUACCAACAGCAACAACAGUGCCGACAGUGACUACAGUACCAACAGCAACAACAGUGCCGACAGUAGCAACAACGUCCGCUACUGGCUCUGUAUGCGGUGUCAAUAUGCAAUGGAACGCUACUGGUGUUACCGUUGCCGGCGUCACCGGUACUAGUGGUAGUUCUCUCAAUCAGCUGAAUAGCCCAAUGGGUGUUUCUGUCUUUCCAAACGACAGUACCUUGUAUAUUGCCGACAUGGGAAAUAAUCGAAUCAUGCAGUGGCCGAUGAGUGCAGUUAGUGGUUUCGCCAUAUCUGUUCCCAGGCCUUAUGAUGUUUUUGUGGAUUCAGUGCGAAAUCUGUACGUAGCUGCUUACAGCAGCUCUCAAAUUAAAUUUUUCCCUAAUGCUAGCACCACAAGCAGUGUCGCUUUUACAGGCUGGGGAUCAUCACUGGAUAAGCCUUCUUGUGUACACGUAAAGAAUAAGUAUAUCUUUGUUUGUGACAAUGGUCGUAAUGCGAUCAUAAGAAAUGGAUCAGAGGUUGCAGGGAGUGGCAAUGGACCUACAGGUGAAAUUAAAGAGUCUUAUGGACUAGUUGCUGAUGAUAAUAACACUAUGUAUAUUGCAAAUACAGAUCACCAUGUUAUCGUUAAAUGGUUGGCAAGUUCUAGUGCUUCAUCUGGGGGCACAGUGGUUGCUGGAAGUGCAGCAGGCACUGCAGGCUCAACUAGUACUUCGUUAAAUAUGCCUACUUCUGUAACACGCGAUUCACAAGGGAACCUGUACGUUGUCGAUCAAGGUAAUCAUCGUAUUCAACUUUUCUGUCAAUACCCAACGCCAACCACGAUUGGAAUAACAAUCGCUGGCACCGGAAGUGCAGGAUCCACUUCAACUACACUAUCAUCUCCAACAAACAUUGCACUUGAUUCUUCAUUGAAUGUAUAUGUAAGUGACACCGGUAAUCAUCGAGUACAAAUGUUCCAACGCAUUGCUUAA